Molecule: messenger RNA, 1641 nt
Organism: Caenorhabditis briggsae
Lineage: Eukaryota; Metazoa; Nematoda; Chromadorea; Rhabditida; Rhabditidae
Gene: Cbr-glt-3
Product: Protein CBR-GLT-3
Exons: 7
Coding region: 1-1641 (546 amino acids)
Biological process (GO): L-glutamate transmembrane transport
Cellular component (GO): plasma membrane
Molecular function (GO): L-glutamate transmembrane transporter activity; glutamate:sodium symporter activity; neutral L-amino acid transmembrane transporter activity
Source: RefSeq, a predicted model, not a curated record
AUGGGUAUGAAGAAGGAUCUUCUUCUUGUACUCACAAUCGAAUCUGUCGUUCUUGGCGUAGUAUUGGGCUUCGUCAUCAGACCAUUCAAUCCGAGUAAUGACACCAUCAGUCUUAUUGGAUUUCCUGGUGAAAUUUUCAUGCAAAUUGUGGAAAUGAUGAUUUUGCCUUUAAUCAUGUCAUCAGUAAUUUCUGCUUUGGCUCAAGUACGUGCUCGCGAUGCGCGUCGGAUCGGAAUAGUGACAAUUAUCUAUUAUAUGACCACCACAUUCCUGUCAACUUUCACAGGAAUUAUUCUUGUAUCUUCUAUUCAUCCAGGCGACCCAGAAUUGAUUCACGAACUGGGAGAGGGAACUUUAGAGAAUACAGCUCUUUCUACAUUGGAUACUUUCCUGGAUCAAAUCAGAAAUAUGUUUCCUGAAAAUAUCAUUCAAGCAACAUUCCAACAAGUUCAAACUGAAUAUAUGCCAAUAAAACCGGCUCGUGUUCGUAAUUCUACAUCAAUGAAUAUAACAACAGAAGUACUGCAUAAGCAGACAUUGACAUACACAAAUGAAAUGAACGUUCUUGGAUUGAUUGUUUUCUGUAGUGGAUUUGGAAUCAUUUUGAGCAUUCUGGGAGACCAGGCUCGUCUCAUGAUCAACUUUUUCAUUGUCCUCGAUGCUAUCAUCAUGAGAUGGAUUAGUGCUCUCAUGUGGUGUUACCCAAUUGGAAUUUUGUCUCUUGUCUGCAAAAAUAUAAUUGACAUUGACAAUUUAACAGAGACUGCUCAAGCUCUGGCAAUGUACGUGGUUACAGUAAUCUGUGGACUCAUGAUCCACUCUCUUCUCACACUACCCUUGCUGUAUUUUCUUGUUACCAAAAAGUCCCCAUUUGCAUUCAUGACUGGAAUGCUACAAGCCCUGGCCACUGCAUUCGGAACUGCAUCUUCUGGUGCCACGUUGCCAGUUACCUUCCGUGCCUUGGAAGAAAAUCUGAAAAUUGAUAGACGCGUCACUCGGUUUGUGUUGCCUUUAGGUGCUACAAUUACUAUGGAUGGAACUGCUCUCUAUGAAGCUGUUGCUGUUAUUUUUAUCGCUCAACUACACAACAUCAAAUUGAGUUUAAUGGAUCUAGUCACAAUCAGUAUCACGACUACGGUAGCUUCCAUUGGAUCCGGAUCCGUACCAGCUGGAUUGGACACUAUUGUUAUUGUUCUUACAACCGUUGGAUUACCAGCUAAGGAUCUCAGUUUGCUCUUGACUGUUGAUUGGCUACUAGAUCGUAUUCGAACAUCUGUCAACGUUCUUGGAGACAGUUUUGGUGCUGGAAUUAUUCACCAUUUGACACGUUCGUCCCUCCUGGAAGCUGACACCGAUGAGCUAAUUCGACAGAUUCGUGAAGACAUUGAUAUUUUGAAUAACCCACAUCAAGACACACUUCCUAUUUCUCAUCACAGUGUUCAGUCAACUAUUCAGAAUACUCAGAAUUCGAUGCAGGUGGGUUUGAGAUCAUUUUUCAAAAUUUUUAAAAAUUUCCAGGCUCCUCAUAUAUACUCAAAAUCAGCCCGAGCCUCUUUCGCGCCAGUUCCCAACGAAGAAGAACGAAAAGCGUUGCUGAAAGAAUCGAUUGCAUUGAACAAAUCUGAAACUCAUAUUGUCUGA